This is a messenger RNA of Nerophis lumbriciformis (worm pipefish), 971 nucleotides long. RefSeq names its product eukaryotic translation initiation factor 5A-1-like. Gene Ontology annotation, molecular function: translation elongation factor activity; ribosome binding; RNA binding. Gene Ontology annotation, biological process: positive regulation of translational elongation; positive regulation of translational termination. Lineage: Eukaryota; Metazoa; Chordata; Actinopteri; Syngnathiformes; Syngnathidae. The record is from RefSeq and is a predicted model, not a curated record.
UCGGGACUACAAAAGCCUCUGCGCAUGCGUGUCGAGACCUUUUUAUUUUUUCCUUCCGUGGAACUGAAGCAGGCUGAACAUGGACCAGGAAACGUUUGAAAGUGCAGAUUCUGGGGCCUCUUUAACUUUCCCAAUGCAAUGUUCCGCCCUGAGGAAGAACGGCAAUGUCAUGCUUAAAUCUCGUCCUUGCAAGAUCGUGGAAAUGUCCACUUCCAAAACUGGCAAGCACGGGCAUGCCAAGGUACACCUCGUCGGAAUUGAUCUUUUUACUGGCAAGAAGUAUGAAGACAUUUGUCCAUCAACGCAUAACAUGGAAGUCCCCAAUGUGAAAAGGACAGAAUAUGAGGCAGUAUGUUUGACUGAUGGCUUUUUGCACCUGAUGGACGAUUUCGGGGAAGUGAGAGAGGACCUUGGACUUCCAAACAACGAUUUGGGCAAAGAAAUUGAGGCAAAAAUAUCUACUGGAGUGGAAUUCAAUGUCACUGUGCUUAAGGCUUUGAACGAAGAAGCAAUAAUCUCCCUCAAGAAGUAAGUCCAGGACCGAGCUGAAGACACCACAGAUCUGGAACUGUGGACUCGAUCAGUUGGUUCUUUUAAAACCAUCCAAUUUGAAGUUCUCUAGGUUUAAUUUCAACAUUGGCGUUUUAGAGAGUUUAUUAGAAAAGUAUGCCUUUGAAUAUCAGCCAGUGUUGACUUUCUUGGCUUGCAGUCGGAGGUAUCUUUUAUUUUUUUAGGUUUUGGGUGGAGGGAGAGUACAAAAUACUUUAGGGGGUGGGUGUUUUAUUUUUAAAUUUUUUUUCUUCCUCUUAAAUGUUUCAGUUUUAAACCUAAUGCCUUGUUUAUAUCCUGAACCUCGCUCCGAACCAUCCGCUUAGUGUGACGUGCGCCUAAAACAAAUCUAACCUUAGCUUUUACGUGUGUACCACUUGUUGAGUGCGUAAAGGCCAUCUUUGCGAUUGCUGUUUCUGGGG